AUGGCGGUACCUUACGGAGAGCGAAAAGAACUUCCUUUGCCACCUGGAACUCGAAGUUCCACGAUUGCAAGCGAAAAAAUGUCAAAGAUAGAAAUCGAUAUGUACGGAAGCCCAGGAAAAGUUUUCUGCACGUGGCUCGCCGAUUCGGAAUACAAUGCGUACCAGUACGAUGGACUCUUUCGGAUCCAUGGAAAAGAGCGAUUCUGGCUGCAAAUGGCCGAAGCCUACUUUCUCACUUACAUGAUCGAGCUGGACGGAGGACGACUGAAUCCGGUCUCUGGUCGCGGACGCCAGGCCUCUAACGAUCUCUUCUGGGAUGUCUACAACGAAUUGUUUCAUCGAUAA
Oikopleura dioica is the source of this 345-nucleotide messenger RNA. NCBI's taxonomy places the organism in Eukaryota, Metazoa, Chordata, Appendicularia, Copelata, Oikopleuridae. The record is from the annotation of a GenBank genome assembly.